GAUACCAAUCCUUAAAAUUGUACGGUUUGUCGCAAGCUUGUUGAAGUAUAUUGUACAGAAACAUAAAAAAAUGGCAAAUAUAUUAUUUAGCGACGAUAGUGAUGAUAGCGAUAUGGAGCUACUUGCUCUGUUAUCGGACUCGGAUACCGAAACCGAUAGCGAAGCUGAUGAGGAGAGACAACGCGCUAGUGCUCGCAGGAUAAAAAGGGUCAACUAUAUGCAGAGUCUGGAUGAUGCUGAGUUCACCUUCAGGUUCAGAUUAUCUAAAACUGUAGUGAAUACUCUGUUAACACAAUUGAUGCCUUUAGUCCGUGUAACUUCCACCAGGAAUCACGGGGUUUCACCAGUACAUCAACUGUUAUUAACAUUGAGGUUUUACGCAUUGGGCACAAUGUUAAUUUCUGUAGCUGACUUUGUUGGAGUCUCUACAUCAACAGCAGGCCGAAUUGUACGCGAUAUAUCAUCAGCAAUCGCCAGCUUGUAUGAUGAAUACAUUGCUGUUCACCAACAAAGUGCAGAAAAAUUUUACAGAAUUGCUCGGUUUCCUCGUGUUCUUGCUGCAAUUGAUUGCACUCAUAUACGUAUUCAGUCACCAUGUCAAAUAAUAGGAGAAGAAUUUAGAAAUCGCAAGGGUUACUUUUCCUUAAAUGUGCAAGCAAUCUGUGAUGCUGAUCUAAGAUUCAUGAAUGUAGUUGCUCGAUGGCCAGGUUCAACACAUGACGCCACAAUUUUCAACAACUCUGUUCUUAGAGCUCAAUGUGAUGCAGGUCUGUUUGGUAACCGCUGGAUGCUUGGUGACAGUGCUUAUCCAAAUAGAUCUUAUUUAUUAACACCUGUUUUAAAUCCUGUUAAUGAAGCAGAACAGCGAUACAAUGAAGCACACAUAAGAACUAGAAAUACCAUAGAGAGAACAUUCGGUGUUUGGAAGCGACGAUUUCCUGUAGUGGCGCUUACAUUGCGCUUAUCCUUACCAAAAGCGCAAGCAGUAAUUAUUGCCACUGCUGUGUUACACAACAUUUGCAGGAACAAUAAUUUGCAAGAACUUUCUUCUGAAGUAGAUUUACCACCAGAAGAUACUAAUUUUAUAGAUCUAAAUAGUGAAGUCACAGAUGUCCAACAAAGAGCAGUCCUUAUUAGUAAUUAUUUUUAGUAGAUUUUUAGUAAGCUUAUU
This is a messenger RNA of Colias croceus (clouded yellow), 1171 nucleotides long. Its product is annotated as putative nuclease HARBI1. The record is from RefSeq and is a predicted model, not a curated record. The coding region runs from base 71 to 1150 and encodes 359 amino acids. The transcript has 5 exons. Lineage: Eukaryota; Metazoa; Arthropoda; Insecta; Lepidoptera; Pieridae.